Lemur catta (Ring-tailed lemur) is the source of this 2184-nucleotide messenger RNA. It is a transcript of the gene TTC8, whose product is annotated as tetratricopeptide repeat domain 8. The record is from RefSeq and is a predicted model, not a curated record. NCBI's taxonomy places the organism in Eukaryota, Metazoa, Chordata, Mammalia, Primates, Lemuridae. Gene Ontology annotation, molecular function: protein binding. Gene Ontology annotation, cellular component: BBSome; non-motile cilium; ciliary basal body. Bases 108 to 1622 code for a protein of 504 amino acids. Gene Ontology annotation, biological process: non-motile cilium assembly. The transcript is spliced from 14 exons.
AGCCGCGGCGCGUUGCCGGGCAGAGCCAGUAGCUGCCUGCUCCCCGCUCCCCGCCCACCGCCCUCGCUCGGCUGGGUCCUGGUCCUUCGCUGGCCCCGCUGGCCGCCAUGGGCUCAGAGAUGGAGCCGCUGCUCCUGGCCUGCAGCUAUUUUAGGCGCAGGAAGUUCCAGCUCUGCGCCGAUCUGUGCACGCAGAUGCUGGAGAAGUCCCCUUAUGACCAGGCAGCUUGGAUUUUAAAAGCACGAGCACUAACUGAAAUGGUAUACGUAGAUGAAAUUGAUAUAGAUCAGGAAGGAAUUGCAGAAAUGAUUCUGGAUGAAAAUGCUAUUGCUCAAGUUCCACGCCCUGGAACAUCUCUGAAACUCCCUGGAACUAAUCAGACAGGAGGGCCUAGUCAAGCUGUCAGGCCAAUCACUCAAGCUGGCAGACCCAUUACAGGCUUCCUUAGGCCCAGUACACAGAGUGGAAGGCCAGGCACUAUGGAACAGGCCAUCAGAACACCCAGAACUGCCUACACAGCCCGUCCUAUCACCUCGUCGGGAAGAUAUGUCAGGCUGGGAACGGCUUCCAUGCUUACAAGUCCUGAUGGACCAUUUAUAAAUUUAUCUAGACUGAAUUUAACAAAGUAUUCCCAGAAACCUAAGUUGGCAAAGUCUUUGUUUGAGUAUAUCUUUCAUCACGAAAAUGAUGUUAAGACUGCUUUGGAUCUGGCUGCCCUUUCCACAGAGCAUUCUCAGUACAAGGACUGGUGGUGGAAAGUGCAGAUUGGAAAAUGUUACUACAGGUUAGGAAUGUAUCGUGAAGCAGAAAAACAGUUUAAAUCAGCCCUGAAGCAGCAGGAAAUGGUAGAUACAUUUCUCUACUUGGCAAAAGUUUACAUCUCAUUGGAUCAACCUGUGACUGCUUUAAAUCUUUUCAAACAAGGUUUAGAUAAGUUUCCAGGAGAAGUAACCCUGCUCUGUGGAAUUGCCAGAAUCUACGAGGAAAUGAACAAUAGUUCAUCAGCAGCCGAAUACUACAAAGAAGUUUUGAAACAAGACAAUACUCACGUGGAAGCCAUUGCAUGCAUUGGAAGCAACCACUUUUAUUCUGACCAGCCAGAAAUAGCUCUCCGGUUUUACAGGCGACUCCUGCAGAUGGGCGUUUACAACUGCCAGCUUUUUAACAAUCUGGGGCUGUGUUGCUUCUAUGCCCAGCAGUAUGAUAUGACUCUGACCUCAUUUGAACGUGCCCUUUCCCUGGCAGAAAAUGAAGAAGAGACAGCUGAUGUCUGGUACAACUUGGGACAUGUAGCUGUGGGAAUCGGAGAUACGAAUUUGGCCCAUCAGUGCUUCAGGCUGGCUCUGGUCAACAACAACCACCAUGCUGAGGCCUACAACAACCUGGCCGUGCUGGAGAUGCGGAAGGGCCAUGUUGAACAGGCAAGGGCACUAUUGCAAACUGCAUCAAAUUUAGCACCCCAUAUGUAUGAACCGCAUUUUAAUUUUGCAACAGUCUCCGAUAAGAUUGGAGAUCUGCAGAGAAGCUAUGUUGCUGCACAGAAGUCUGAAGCAGCAUUUCCAGAUCAUGUGGAUACUCAACAUUUAAUUAAACAAUUAAAGCAGCAUUUUGCUGCACUCUAAUUGUUCUUUAGACCAAGUAUGUUCUUAUGAAGGGGCAUUAUAUACAAGGGGAAAAAAGUAGUGUGUAUAUGUAUGUAUAUAGUAUAUAUAUAUUUUACAAACCUGUGCUUGAUAUUAGUGAAGGAGACAUAUAAAGGAGUUUAAAACAGAAUGUAUAAUGAAAAUUUUAUAAUAACAGUAACUUUGUAAAAUAAUAUAAAAUACAGGAUUUAAGUAUUUCUAAGUAGAUCAUGAAACUUUAACUCUCUCCUACAUUAUAUGGUAUAUGUUUGUUUAUAAUGUUUAUAAAACAUUUUAAUGAAUUUCAUCAAAUUUUUGUAAAUACACGUUUUUAAAAUCCUUAAGCUGAUAAUUAGCCAUCAUAUAGCUUAAGAGGUCUGAAAUCUGCCUUUAAAACUGCACUUUUAAGCCCAAAACAGUGGCAGCGACUGUAGUCCCAGCUACUUGGGAGGCUGAGGUAGAAAGAUCAUUUAAGCCCAGGAUUCCAGCUUGGGGAACCUACCAAGACCACAUCUCCAAAAAAAAAAAAAAAAAGAAAGAAAAAGAAAAAAAAUUUAAAAAU